AUGAACCGCGACGAAGUGUUGUCCUUAUUCCGCGAAGCCGGCGCAAUCCUGGAAGGGCAUUUUAUCCUGACAUCAGGACUGCGCAGCCCCGUCUUUCUUCAAAAGGCACGGGUAUUCAUGUAUCCGGACAAGACUGAAAAACUUUGCAAGGCAAUGGCAGACAAGAUCCGGGAUGCCGGUCUUGAUGAUGUCGACUACAUCAUCUCCCCUGCACUCGGCGGUCUGAUUCCCGGGUAUGAAACGGCACGUCAUCUGGAUGUCCCGGCCAUGUGGGUCGAACGCGAAGACGGCGAAUUCAGGCUCCGCCGCUUCGAUCUUCCCAAAGGGGCAAGAGUGAUUGUCGUUGAGGAUAUAGUAACGACAGGUCUAUCGAGCCGGGAAACGGUAACCUCGUUGAAAGCUCUUGGUGCUGAAGUCCUUGGCGUGGCCUGCCUGAUCGACCGGUCCGGUGGCGAAGCUGACGCGUCGGUUCCGAUCAUUGCACUGGCCGAAUACAAGGUACCGGCUUACGAGCCGGAUAACCUGCCACCCGAACUGGCAGCUCUUCCGGCCAUAAAACCGGGAAGCCGCGGCCUGAGCUGA
Messenger RNA from Effrenium voratum, 582 nucleotides. NCBI's taxonomy places the organism in Eukaryota, Dinophyceae, Suessiales, Symbiodiniaceae. The record is from the annotation of a GenBank genome assembly.